AAAUAAACGCAUCAUGAUCCCACCACUUGUCUCUCCUAAGCAACAGAAUAUGGAAGCUAUACUACUGAUCCCAUCGUCGCCACUAAGGUUCCACCCAUUGAGGACAUCAUCACAAAGGAUCGCUACCGGAACGUCCAAGAGAAGACGAGCUUCGACCACCGUGUAUGCUGACUACUACCGGGGAGGAAGAACGGUGGACGAGAACAUGGUUGUCCUUAGGAAACGUAUCCACGAGAUGAAGAUGGUUGAGCGAAACUAUGAACCUCCUUCUCACUGGAUGCAAUGGGAGAAGCGUUUCUAUUGCAACUACGACGCUACUAUAUGCGACGCUCUCUCUCUUCUCCAAUCUUUUCUCAUGAACUCUCGUCCCAGCGUGGCGUUUGGGACGAUGCUUCUUCUCUUUGUCAGCGUUCCCGUCUCUUCCGCAGUUUUUGCGUUGCGCAUCCUAGAUUUAGCUUUUUGGCUUUUGAACGCCGCUCACGUAGUAUGAUCCGUUAAUCUUAUAUAUAUCAUCUUUUGUUAUUUUAUCUCGUAAGUUGUGAUUAAGUAUUUAAUUUCAAAAAUUAUAGAAAGAAAUACUUAUUUUUCAAUAUACAUUGAGAAUCCUAAGAUAAUGUAUCUGGAUGUUUAUUUAAAAAAUCAUGCACAAUUUGUUUUCA
Capsella rubella is the source of this 659-nucleotide messenger RNA. RefSeq lists its product as uncharacterized. The transcript has a single exon. NCBI's taxonomy places the organism in Eukaryota, Viridiplantae, Streptophyta, Magnoliopsida, Brassicales, Brassicaceae. The record is from RefSeq and is a predicted model, not a curated record. The coding region runs from base 14 to 490 and encodes 158 amino acids.